Messenger RNA from Phalacrocorax carbo (great cormorant), 8263 nucleotides. The record is from RefSeq and is a predicted model, not a curated record. NCBI's taxonomy places the organism in Eukaryota, Metazoa, Chordata, Aves, Suliformes, Phalacrocoracidae.
GCGCCGGCGCAGGCCGCGGCAGCGCCCCCCGUCCGCACUACAUUUCCCGGCGUGCCGGGCGCGGCGGGGCCGGGCCGGGCCGGGCCGCGGAGCCGAGCCGGGAGCGGAGCGGGCGGCCCCGGCGCUGGUGCUGCCGCUGCCCGGGGCGGGGAGGGCUCGGGCCGGGCAGGUGGGUCGGCGCAGCCCCAUGGAGCGGGGGAAGAUGGCGGAGCUGGAGAGCCUGGAGACGGCGGCGGAGCAUGAGCGGAUCCUGCGGGAGAUCGAAAGCACCGACACGGCCUGCAUCGGCCCCACGCUCAGGUCUGUCUAUGAUGGAGAAGAACAUGGUCGUUUCAUGGAGAAACUGGAAGCACGGAUCAGAAACCAUGAUCGUGAGAUUGAGAAAAUGUGCAACUUCCAUUACCAGGGCUUUGUGGACUCCAUCACGGAGCUGCUGAAAGUUAGAGGAGAAGCUCAAAAACUGAAGAAUCAAGUGACGGACACCAACCGAAAGCUGCAGAAUGAAGGAAAAGAAUUGAUAAUAGCCAUGGAAGAGCUGAAGCAAUGCCGAUUACAGCAGAGGAAUAUUUCCGCGACAGUUGAUAAGCUAACGCUGUGUCUUCCUGUCCUGGAGAUGUACAGCAAACUGCGAGAGCAAAUGAAAUCUAAAAGGCACUACCCUGCGCUCAAGACCCUGGAGCACCUUGAGCACACGUACCUGCCCCAAGUGAGCCACUACCGCUUCUGCAAGAUCAUGGUGGAUAAUAUUCCAAAGCUGCGCGAAGAGAUCAAAGAAGUUUCCAUGUCAGACCUGAAGGAUUUCCUGGAAAGUAUCCGUAAGCACUCUGACAAGAUUGGAGAGACAGCAAUGAAACAGGCACAGCAGCAAAGAAACCUGGACAAUAUUGUAUCACAGCAUCCCAGGAUAAGCGGGGGAAAGAAGUCCAAGAAAGAAGUCUGCGCAAGCUCAGAUCUGGAGGUAAAAAACACUAGCCCCAUGUCUGAGCAGGAUUCGGGUAUCCUGGAUGUUGAAGAUGAGGAUGAGGAUGAAGAGGUGCCUGGGGCUCAGGACCUGGUGGACUUCUCCCCGGUGUACCGAUGCCUGCACAUAUACUCCGUCUUGGGUGCCCGAGAAACCUUUGAGAGCUACUACAGGAAGCAGAGAAGAAAACAAGCCAGAUUGGUCCUGCAGCCGCCUUCAAACAUGCACGAAACUUUAGAUGGCUACAGGAAGUAUUUUAAUCAAAUUGUAGGGUUUUUUGUAGUUGAAGAUCACAUCUUGCAUACGACGCAGGGCUUGGUAAAUAGAGCCUAUAUUGAUGAGCUGUGGGAGAUGGCGUUGUCAAAAACCAUUGCAGCACUAAGAACACAUUCAUCCUACUGCUCGGACCCAAGCCUGGUGUUAGACUUGAAGAACCUCAUCGUCCUCUUUGCAGAUACACUCCAGGGAUACGGCUUCCCGGUGAACCAGCUCUUUGACAUGCUCUUGGAGAUCCAAGACCAGUACAGUGAAACCCUGCUGAAGAAAUGGUUAGGAGUUUUCAGAAAUAUACUCGAUUCAGACAACUACAGUCCCAUCCCGGUGACAAAUGAAGAGGUUUAUAAGAAAAUAGUUGGACAGUUCCCGUUCCAGGAUGCAGAACUUGAGAAGCAACCAUUUCCAAAGAAGUUCCCCUUUUCGGAGUUUGUGCCUAAAGUUUACAAUCAGAUUAAGGAAUUCAUCUACGCCUGUCUGAAGUUUUCAGAAGACCUUCAUCUGAGCUCCACCGAAGUUGAUGAUAUGAUUAGAAAAUCUACGAAUCUGCUGCUGACCCGAACGCUGAGCAACUGUUUACAGAAUGUCAUCAAGAGGAAAAACGUCGGGCUGACGGAGCUUGUACAGAUUAUUAUAAAUACGACCCAUUUGGAGAAAUCCUGCAAGUUCCUAGAGGAAUUCAUAACCAAUAUCACUAAUGUACUUCCAGAAACUGUCCACACUACGAAACUCUAUGGGACCACAACCUUCAAGGACGCCCGCCAUGCUGCCGAGGAGGAGAUUUACACUAACCUGAACCAGAAGAUAGACCAGUUCUUGCAGCUGGCGGACUACGACUGGAUGGCCAUGGAGCCGGGCAGCAAGGCCAGCGACUACCUUGUAGAUCUCAUUGGCUUUCUGCGCAGCACGUUUGCUGUGUUCACCCACCUCCCGGGGGAUGUAGAUGUCCACUCUACAAUGUCGGGGAAGGUGGCGCAGACGGCUUGCAUGUCGGCGUGCAAACACCUCUCCACCUCGCUGAUGCAGCUGCUGCUGGAAGCCGAAGUGCGGCAGCUGACGCUGGGCGCCUUGCAGCAGUUCAACCUGGACGUGGAGGAGUGUGAACAGUUUGCCAGAUCCGGCCCAGUGCCUGGGUUCCAAGGGGACACGCUGCAGUUGGCCUUCAUCGACUUGAGACAACUCUUAGAUCUGUUCAUCCAGUGGGACUGGUCGACGUAUUUGGCUGACUACGGGCAACCCACGUGCAAGUACCUUCGCGUGAACCCGACGACAGCCCUCAUCCUGCUAGAAAAGAUGAGAGAUACGAGCAGAAAAAACAACGUUUUCGCCCAGUUUCGGAAAAACGAGAGGGACAAGCAGAAGCUGAUAGACACCGUGGCCAAGCAGCUCCGCAGCCUGAUCAACAGCCAUCACUCGUGAGGGUCUCGGGGACCUCCCGCCCACGCCGGUCCCUGCGCCGCAGCCUUCCACACGCCUGGACUUGGGAUUCUUGUUCAAAGAGAAUAUAUGUAUUUUUUUAUUCACCUGUAUAGUAUUCAUGAAACCCUGGUGACAAAAUGUUCCUUGUUAAACAAUCCUGGGGAAGAUAGGCGGCGCUGCUCGUGAAGGUGGCGUCCGGAGUCUCCUGUUAUAAACCCCUAUUUUCAGGGGUUUAUAAAGCGACAGUAAAUCCUCGAGCCUGAGAGGGAAGUUCACACCCAGACUAUUAUUUUUUUUUUUUUUUUUUUUUAUAAGCCAAAUUGAAAGAAUCGGUCUGACUUCCUUUUGUUAACUUAUUCAGUUGCAGAACACGUGAAAACAAAACGUAUAGGGAGGAGUCGUGGUUUCAGGUUCUUCUCACAGGCUCCGGUAAAAAAGAGCACACGGUUAGAAAGAAGGUCACCCGUUAGCGUGUCUUGCCAGUUUGCUUAUUGGAUUUAGGUAGGAAAAGAGGCACAUUUCCCAUUUUUUCUCCUCUUUUCCCUCUGAGGGCUGAUUCCCACCUUAGGCUGCAGAUCGCUGGAGCCACAACCCUUUCCCGCACGGCUGUAAUCAGCAUCGCCACCCCCUGAGCUCCACCCCUAGGACCUGCUGGUGUUUUUUGGGGUUGCACUGAAUGUAGAAGGGCUUCAAGGGCUGCCUCGCUAAUUAAAUUUGGAAAGGGAGAGCCAGCAGGUAAUCCGGCAGGGCGUCCCGCAGCGCCGGUCUGGCGCUGGGAUGCUGCUGCUGGCAUCCAGCACGGUUGGGUAACGGGAGGGGAGAGGUGCUCAGCAGGGGCGGUGCAAAGGCAGGCUGGGCUCUCCUGGUGUCCAGGACACUCCAUUCAGGGAUUUCUCCUGUCUUUGCUCCCCUUUUCCACGCUGAUGUCCUAUCUUCCUGCUCCCCCUGGCACAGCGCAACGGGGUGAAGUCCCUCUGGCUCCCGCGUGCGCUCUGCCUUGCGCCGCACGCGGAGCAGCCCCGCAAACUCGCCGCUGGCCGGGACGAUGGGAAGGAACCUCCUGGAAGUUCCCGAAAGCGGAGGCGGCAGGAGGUGCCCCCUGUGGAGCAGCAUCGCUCCGCAACCCCCGGCUCAGAAGUGCCUGUGGACAAAAUGCCCCUCUCUGUUGUGGAGGUGCCCAGACAUCCUCUGCUCAAAUCAAGACAGCCUUUGAGGAGGACGGUAACGCUACCAACAGGACUUUAAUCCCAGGGUUCAGGUUACAGAGAGAGGGGACUUUCGCCCUUAUCUUCUCGUUACCCUUUUGACUCUAAUUACUGCAGGUGAAAGCUUAUCCAGCCGGUUCCCCCUCCUCCCAGACCCCGAUGUUAAAGGGAAUGAAAAUCUUCCUGGGGUAUGUUAUGGCCCUGGCAGUGCUGCCUCCGCGGGGGCACGAGCCGUGCCCGUUCCCCACCCUCGUUUGAAGGCGUGGGGGGGGGGGGCUCAGCUCUCCAACGGCUUCUGGAAGCAGAGGGGUCUUUUGCCGCCGUGCAGAGCGAGGUUCCUUCUCCUCCCCGUCCCUCGGCGCAGACUCCCGAAGCUCCAGAGGGGCAGGACGUGUUCGAACAUCGCCUCGUGGCGUUUGCAGAAGGGCAGCAGCACUUUCUUGGUGCGUUCGGUCCCUUUGCUCUCUGACCACGGGCACUUUUUGCUGUGUGUUUCUUGCCCGGGGAGCUUUUCUGACACUCCAGGUCUGGUUGCGUGAAAGCGACGGUGCUUUAUCUUCCCUCCUUGUUCCUCAGCAAUACUUUUGGGUUUUUUUCAUUUUCUUUUUGAUAAGGGUACGUGUUAAUUAACCCUGAAAGGAAAUAGGCACAUUGUCAGCAAUGACCUUCUGGGGCUGUCGUCCUGUCCGAGCCGUCUCCAGCCACGAGGACCCGUGGAUUAUUUGCAUUAACAGGAGGGAAGAGCCAAACCAGGCUUUACGGUUCCUUGCUUUUGGUGGGGGCAUCAGAGGUUACUUUCUUCUUAACGUCUCUUUGAAGUACAUGUAAGAAGGAUGGAGGAGAAAAGGAGCUGAAUGAAGGUUGGUGUUAGCGUGGCCAGAAAGGGAUCAUCUUCAUAGAUGCUUUCAGGGGGACAAGUGACAGAGAGCUCAGGCCAUUCCCUGCUGGCGACCUCUUUCCUGCUCUCUGAAACACUGGACCUGAGCCUGAACCAGCCUGGGGGCUUCGCCACAGCCCCUGUGAGCCCCAGGGGGUCCCCAGCUCGAUCUUGGCAUCCUAAAUCCCGCACAACCAAGAAGAAUUGCCCAGCUUGCCAGACUCCAAUGGGAAACUCUUCCUUGCCAAAUACCUGGAGAAGGGAAGCACAGUGGUCCUUAUGGUCCCGGCAGCGAUGGGAGAGCCCCCAGCCCUCCGGACACGACCUGUCCCCUGAGCUGCAGGACCACGGGGCGCUUUUGCUCCUCCUCCGCAUCCCUCAGCGGUGCCACUGUGGAACAGAUGCGGGGACGAGAACGCAAAGGGGGUGCGAAAGCAGGUGGGAUCGGCCGGUUGAAGCAUCAGACCGGAGCGCCUACCCAGAGGAUGGAGAGCGAAACAAAACCCCAGCUAUGCGAUGGCGACAGUAACAGGGGAAGCUUCAGUCCACGGGGCGCAUCAGUUAAGGGCCAUUAAAUAUUAACAAGCACUUUAAAAUCCUUCAGAACCAAGCUGCUACAGAUGCUGGCAACGGCAUCACUGAGCAUCAGCGAGCAUGACAAAUAAGGCGCUCUGGCAUUUCCAGUUUUUAUUAGUGGGAGGAUAGACUGUCAAACACAAUUUUUAAUCGCUUUUGUCAGCCGCUGGCUUUGCUGCCGGGCGAGGCGGUGCUUUGCAGCUGGGAUGGUUUUCCUCUCCUCCAUGCUAGGUGUGGGAUGAAGGGAGGAAGAGUAGCACCGCCCGGCAGCGUCACCUCCGGUCCCCGAGACACAGGGAAGGGGCUUUGUGCUGCUGCCGUGCAAGCGGAAAAAAGCAUCCAGCUCCCACCACCGCCUUGAAACCCCAUUUUUUGCCCCCCCGAGGGGUGACCCCUCCGUUGCAUUGUGCAAGGGGCACCUGCAUAAAAACCCCAAAGCAGCUGGAUUUUGGGGCAGGACCUUGUUUCAGAUGCUCCAGCCUUCCCCAUCCCACAUCUGAGCUCUCCCACCCAUCUCCACGGAGCUUUGGUUAAAACAGGAGCGGCCCGGCAUUGCCCUGCCUGCCCGGGAUGGAUUUCCUUGCUCCUUUAAGCUCUGCUCGGAGAGGCCGGGAUUGGGAUCCUGGAAACUGGCUUCUGGCGCUCAGGCCUCGCUGCUGGGAAAGUCAAACUCGGCCAAGGGAGGGAUCCAGCGAGUUUCUGAUUUCGGGAGGUCAAGCACCUAACCGCAAGUCACAGAAUGGGAUGAAAAAUGGCAUUUUGGUGCUCUGGUCCUAAUUAACUUUUUGUUCCAAGAGAUGCAGUUCCAUCCCUUCAAAAUAAAAUUAAUCUUUUAAACAGAUUGCUUAAAAAGCCCUGGAAGACAUUUAAAAUCCCCUCUAAAUCUCUUACUAAUGAUUGGUGUCCUCCGAUACGGAUGGUAUUGCUUAUGAGGGAAAGGUUGUUGCUAUAAAUUCAUAAGGGGGGAGUGGGAAACGGCAGAACCCCCUGCAGUAAAGGAAGAUUUGCAACCUCCAAAACAAAUAAUGCUGCUAUUAACACCUCCGUGUACAUACAUUGAACCUUCCUUAGGUUUUUUUUGUUCAGCAGUGGCUGUGGAAGACACUGGGUUAUCCCCCUCCUCUUCCCAUACCCGACACACGUAUUUCAGCACCAGUGGGGGGAGAACAAAAAAUAUUAACAAAAAAGACAAGUUUGUCUUCCAUGAGGAGCAUCCGCACGUCUUAUCUUCUUUAUAACCUUCAGGGGCUCUGCAAGACAGCCCAGGGGUUGGGAAUAAUUUUAUAUAAAGGCUCUAAUGUGCUAACUUGCAGCCCAAACCGUACCCGGGCGUUAGGGGGAAGAGCCUCCGGUAGACAUCAGCGUGCGUGCCUGUGUGCGAGAGCGAGGAGGAGAUUUUUCUGGGUGUCUUUUUAUCCCUAGGGCUGGAGUUCAAGUCAGAUGCUCGUAGCGAUUUUGCACUUUGUUCGACAUCCAGCCGCAACUCCGGGCUGUGAUGGGGCGAGGAGAAGCUGGCUGAUGCUUUGUUCGAGGGGCUGGUUUGGUUUUGUUUUCUUUAAAAAUCGGCUGCUUUUGUGCUGCUACGAAAAUGGAUGUUUGGGCAGAAGGCGUGGGGGUUUGUGUGCUGGCCCCAAACUGUUUGCAAGACGCUGGGAGGCAGCGUGGAAAGAGGCUGAGACGGAGCCGGGGCCACGCCGGUGGCAUCAGCUGCUGGCGGCACCUCCUGCGCUGGAGCUGGUUUGGGGGUAAAAUCUUUUACCCCCCGGGGCAGCGAUGCUGGGGAGUGGCAGGUGAGGGAGGUUUGUGGUAGGAGCCCCUCCAGCAUCCCUUCAAACCAGUGUUCAAACCCCAGGCAGAGACGUCUUUGCCCUUGGUUGUUUCCUACCUCUCCGCCACACCUCCGUUCGGCUUUUCCCUUUAAUUCCGCGUUGGGUUUGGUGCUUUUUUGGAGCAUCGAGUGGUUCGGAGCAGCAAAGCACCCUGCUGCACCCUGGCUGGAUGCGUGUCCCGUCCCCGGAUGCAGCAGGGGUCUCUGCACCCCAUUUUCUAGGGCUCCACGAUGCCCAGAGGCCCCGUGCGUGUCCCCCACCAGCACGACUCGUGUGUUUAUCGCACUGCUGGGGAGCUCGAAGGGAACACAUCUCACGAAUAAAUCUCAUCGCAAAUGACUUCAAGAUGGGCCCGUCUCUGCUGUCGACUGGGAAAGCUGUGCGUUUGAGGGAAGUGGCCCAAAGACGCUGUGCUCUGGGCAGGAUUCACCCCAAAAACAGUGGAUGGAGGGGGGGGGCUCAGGCUGUGACCUGGGGACUGGGUGAUUUGCUUCACCUCCGACGGCGCUGGCUGCUGCUGCUGCCGCUGCCGCUCUGGUCUCGAGCCCCCCUCCUGCCCCCGGGGCCGCGCUGGGGGCGCCUUGGCCGGAGCGAGCAUCCAUCCCGCCUGCAGCUCCUCGGGCCCGGGGCAGCACCCCAGAACCUGCGCGGGCAGCCCAGGGUCAUGCUUCUGGAAUCCAGUCUGCGCCGAGUUGCUUUCUGCCUUGGCUCAUCCCUCUGAUUUUAAUUUUGACAUGAAAACACACCUGCGCCCUCAUCCCCAUCCCUCCCUGUCCACUGGCUGCUCGUGUUGCCUUUUCUCUUUUUAUUUUUUUUGCGGGGGGAAGGACAUGAUUUUGUAAACUAAUGUGGUGAAAACAGCUUUUUUUGCACAAGUCGUUGCACAAUAAGGGGAAAAUUUAGUAAAUUAGGUUUAACUUUAAAGGGAACUUUUUUUUUUUUUCCUUAAAACUCACUAGCAGAGCUACUGAUUAAAAGAAAAAAAAAGAGAUGGACUGAUUAAAAAAUGGACUGCAUGGUUUACAGGUUAAAUUGCGUUAGAAAUUAGCAUGUUGAUUCCAACUGUACAUUUAUCCUACUGUAACUUCUAUUAAACAAUACAGCAUAUAACUGUUUAAAUAAG